Cottoperca gobio is the source of this 5248-nucleotide messenger RNA. RefSeq names its product prostaglandin E receptor 3 (subtype EP3) (gene ptger3). Gene Ontology annotation, biological process: negative regulation of gastric acid secretion; positive regulation of cytosolic calcium ion concentration; phospholipase C-activating G protein-coupled receptor signaling pathway. The coding region runs from base 57 to 1250 and encodes 397 amino acids. The record is from RefSeq and is a predicted model, not a curated record. The transcript is spliced from 2 exons. Gene Ontology annotation, molecular function: prostaglandin E receptor activity. NCBI's taxonomy places the organism in Eukaryota, Metazoa, Chordata, Actinopteri, Perciformes, Bovichtidae. Gene Ontology annotation, cellular component: plasma membrane.
GCAACACACAUAUAUAUGGGUUAUCUGCUGCAUACAGGUUUAUCCUUUCCGAAAGAAUGCUUACGGACGGUUGUGAUUCUCUUGACGGGUUGCAAAACAUUACUGGAGAGAUGCUGAACUUCAACGUCUCCAAGUCAUUGCGCGAAGGCAAUGUCACCAAGAAUUCCAGUUGUGGAUCUGUAUCAGUUGGCUUCCCUAUAACCAUGAUGAUCACUGGCAUGGUGGGCAACACAUUAGCUCUUAUUCUGGUGUAUAUCUCUUACAAAAAGAAGGAAAAUAAAAGGAAAAAGUCUUUCUUGCUUUGCAUUGGAUCGCUGGCGUUAACUGACCUGUUUGGACAGCUUUUGACAAGUCCAAUAGUGAUAUCAGUUUACCGAGCAGAUCUGAAGUGGGAGCGCAUCGACUCAUCGGGCAAAUUGUGCGGUUUUUUCGGUGUGUGCAUGACAACUUUUGGUCUGUGCUCUCUCUUCUUGGCCAGCGCCAUGGCAAUUGAAAGGGCUCUGGCGAUAACAAAUCCUCACUGGUACUCCAAUCACAUGAAGACAAGUGUGACAAAGCAGACUUUGGCUCUCAUAUGGUGUCUUGUGUUGCUCUUUGCGCUGCUGCCCAUUGCAGGGGUCGGGGAAUAUACACACCAGUGGCCGGGCACCUGGUGCUUUAUCAGCACGGGGGACAGGAAGGUCCCUGGCAAUAUGUUUUUCGCCAUCACUUUUGCUGUACUUGGGAUUUUCUCUCUGCUUGUUACACUUUCCUGCAAUGUAGUGACGAUCCGGGGCUUAAUUAUCCGGUGUAGAACAAAGUCUGGCACUUCUCAGUCUUCAAAGCAGUGGGAACGGCUCACCACGGAGACCGUCAUUCAACUGUUAGGGAUUAUGUGCGUCCUCCUUAUAUGCUGGUCUCCUCUGCUGGUGCUGAUGCUGAGAAUGAUCUCCAACCAGGUGUCCUCCCACGAGUGCAGUUCAUCAGCAAUGGCCUCCAAUCGCACCUCGAGCCGAGAAGUCCAGUUGGACUGUAACUUUUUUCUGACAGCGAUCCGCUUGGCCUCCCUCAACCAGAUCCUGGACCCGUGGGUCUAUCUGCUCCUCAGGGAAAUCCUCCUCCGCAAGUUCUGCAUCGUGGCUAAUGCAGUGUCCAACUGCUCCAUGGAGGAACAGAAGGACACCCAGACGGCAUUGGAUGCCCUCAACAAGCAGAACCCGCAAGACAGCAAACACCUUGAUAAACCACAAUGUAGCGAAGUCAACCUUUGACAGGAAUUUCCAUCUUGUGGCUUUAAGUCUGGACAGAUUGGAUGGAUGUAAUAAUGGAAACACGAUUGUCUUGGACGAGUCAAGAAAAACAUGGGGACAAAAUGUUUCUCCAUGUCCUUGACAGAAGGAUAUUGUGCAAUGUGGGACAAGAGUGGUCUCAGUUGCAAACGUAAUGAGAACCAGCCAAGUGUGCUCGGGGUGAAUUUGUUUAUCUUAAAACGCAUUCCAUUGAAAGUCACCUAACCAGCAUGUGGAUGCAUGACCGUGUCACAUCUCACAUUUGGCUGAAGCGCGGCUGACAGGAACUCCUUCAUUGCUUGCUUUCAGUUUUGAUAACUCUCCCAGGCUCAAGAACUGAAUAUGGGUGACUCUAAACUGACUUAUAUGGAAGUGAUGCAUCUUGUGCUCUUGGUCAUUGCGUUCAUCAAUUUGAAGCCAUAAACCACAAUACAUUUUGUGAAUGUCUGUAAAUGAAGAAAGAAAGAACAGAAGAAGAAUUUGCAUAUAUUAAGUUGUAAAUAGCGUUGCCAUAUCUUACAUGAAAUGUAACCACAGAGGUCGUUUCAGAAGAAAAAUGCAAAUCUUAAACUGGAGCCAAUUGUUGAUUGUAAGAUUAUUUAUUAGUGUCUGUGGUUAUAUGAAGUGUUAUAUUUCUGUGCUGAAUAUCAGUUGUUGUACAUUGCGUGGUUUUCCUCGGACUAUGAAAUGCAAAGCUUUUAGUUUGUUGCUACUUUCCCUCUUGAAUAUGAAAGCAUUGGCAUAUCGUUGUGCAAUUAUUUUCUCAGCAAUUUUCUUAUGAAUGAAGUGUGUCAGGGAAAGCACUGUAAAUGUGUGGUGUUCAACAUUGUGAGAUUAUGUUUGGCAGGGUGGCCUGAUACUGUAGUUACAAGGCUGUCAAAGUGUCUUAGAGAAAUACUUGCGUUUUACAUUGGAUUAAAAGUACCUUUGUUCUGUUAGUACACAUUAUGUAAAGACAAGUGUACCUAAUUUCACCAGCCAAAUGUUAAUGCGGAGAAAAGUUACGUCGAGUUAUGUCAAUAUAAGUAGAGAGAGUGGUACUUGUUGGAUACGAGGCUGAUAAGCAGAAGAAAAAAGAAAUGAAGGAAGCCAUGUCCAAACUGUCCAAAACACGCACCAUAGAAAAGGUAAUGCUUUUUUAGCUUCACAAGCUUUCAUCAGUGUGUAGGCCAACGGUGUUAAGUACUCACAUAACAGUAAUACACCAGUACAAAGGGGCUGCAGCUGCAGCCAUAGUAUGCUUUAAUGUUGUUUAGCUACAAGAAUUCAUGCUUUUCAUUUUGUGGUGAUUGCCUCGGACAUGUUGAAUGUGUCAUUCUGUAUUCAAUCGUUUUUCUUCUUAUCAGCCAAGUCGUGUCCUUAUAGCCUUGAUGCUACCUCUAAAUAAAAGUAAAUGUUCAUUUAUUUUAAAUGUUUACAGUGGAAUUCACCAGAGGUCUCAGAUAAAAUCAAGGUACUUUUCAAUGAGGUGGUUUGAUCUUAGUGCCAAUUUACCAAGAGUGCUGCUGGCAGGCAAUGGCAAUCCAUUCCUUUUACGGUGAUAUAAAUAUGAUAUGUUUUUCAGCUGUGUUGUCAUCUAUAGCGCUGUAAAUAUAUUAAAAGAGGUCAGUCAAAGACAUCUCAAGGAUGGACACAUUUUCCAUCAUGGUAACCUUCAGGUUGUGGGACACUUAGAAGGAAACAAAGCAUUUGUUCAGGAGUGUGAUGCACAGGAAAUAAAUAAUUUUGCAAUAUUCAGGAUUAUUCUGGAACUCCUUGCUAGCUAUGAAUGUGCAGCAAACGCUCAUUUGUUCCAUCAGUUUCAUUAAGUUACACUAACAAGGAGUGUUCACUGUAAUUAAUGCUUCAGUAAUUGAGGUUUAUUCCAUGCAUAUGUUCAUUUUGUGCAGCAGUUAAUAUGCACUUCAACAGAAACAUCUGGGAUUUAGAACAUGCAUUUUAAACAGUGAUUACAUUUGGUUUUGCAAGUUGCAGUGGGAUAUAGGUUUACAAUUGACUCAAUCACGUUCAACUUGAAUCUGCGGAAUUAUCUCACUUCUUCGUCCAGGAGACCCUGAAGCUUCCUGGUUUUCAGUAUAUAAAUAAUAAUUACGCAAAGGAAUAUACCCUUAAGGCUAACUGGCCUCACACUUGGUUGGGAGCUUUCCAUGGUGUUAAAUCCCACCAAUCCCAGCAGUGGAAAAUGGAAGAAUGACAAUUAAUUAUUUUUGAAUAGAAAACCUGAUACAUUUCCACCCUAGACGGAGUAAAGGGGAGUUUAUAAGGAGUGCUUCCUGUGGUGGUUCUGCAGUGCAGUUUAAAAAUAAAUGAUUAAUAGAACAGGGAGAGAUACACAGGGAUAUGAGAUGAAAAUAUGUGCAAACUCCAGUUUAUUGAACAACAUGGUGUAGUCUUCGAUGAUAGAACAUAGCUUCAUUAAGAGGUGUGUCAGGAUUGAAUUUGCUCUCUGCCUCAAACACUUUUUUUGCAUUUUAAUCUCAAGCUUUGAUUUUCCAGACUGUGAAGGUUUGCUCAUGUGCUUGAAUGGUGUUCAUUUAAGUUAGGAGCAGGCCAUUUCAGCAGGCAAUUACACAAGAGAGUCCUGCGCCUGCAUCAAAGGGAGUGUACAGUUACAUAAUGAUUUGAAGAAGGAAUUCUGAGGCCUGCAGAAUCUGGUGUUGUCAGCUGCCUCCAUCUCUCUCACUCACGUCACUAAUGCAUGAAAGUGAUUUUCUGAUUUCCUCUUGAGCUUAGGAGUCACUAGAUUACAAGAAGAGAUUGUUUCUGAUAAAAGAGUUUCAAUAAUGUAAAACUCUGGUCAUAAGAUUUGUUUGAAAAGCCCUUGUCAAUGAAAGGCACAAACCAAAUCAAACAUUAAGUGUAAUCAUUGUUGAACGGGACAAACCAACCUGGCAGGUACGAAAAGCAAAGUAUCCAUCAAAUCUUUUUAAAGAGCAUGUGAUGGUGUCACAUGUGCACACAGCACAAUGGAAACAGGUUUGGCCCACCAGCCGAGGCUCUGAUGAAUGUAAAUACAUACCAGAUGUCUAUCAUAUGUCCAUUCUCUUAUCUUUUGUUCACAUUAUGCCUCUGCUUUUGAAUGUUCUACAAGAAUUCUUUGCACUGAAGGGUUUCCAAACUCUGAGACAAGAUUCUCAGAUGAGGGCUAUCUUCACAUUGUCACACAGCUACGGUUUCUUUGUCAGCGCUCGUGUUCCUUUCCCUCCGUGUUCAGCUGAGGAAUCCUGUAAAUAUUGGAACCUUUUAGUAUUUAUUUUCCCCUCAGAUAUUUUUGACAUAUCUGUCAUAAAUAGGCUUAAGUAACAUGUUGCUGAAAUGAAAAAAAUAACAAUAACUACCUACCUAUCAAAGUGUCCUAUUGGUACAUUAUGUAUUUGACCUCUUCUUGAGUUGAAUCAGUUCAACAUGCACUUUUGAUUCAUUUUGUAGCAGUGUUCUCGGCUUAUGUGGUGGUGUAAUGUUCCAUGAAAGGAAAUUAUUUCAAUAUGUGUUGGGCUUUUGCGGCUGCUGAAGCAUGUUUUCCUAUUAAAUAUUAAUACAUCUUCACUAUCAUACUAAUUAAUGACUGAUGCAAGUGGAGUGAACAGUGUUUUAUUAGUGGGCCUCCUCAAUGAACUCUGGUUAGGCUGAGCCAAGCAAUAUAUUUAGAAGAAACUGAGGAAUUGGGGAGCAUGGUCUAAGACUCACACCCUGUAACAACGGCAUUAGGCAUUAGAAGCAUCCUUAAACUAAAAAGACGUGAAAUACAUUUGAUAUGUCCUUAUUGUCCUUAUUUUACAUCCUGGCAAGUCUUGUUUUCUGUGUUGAAAUUGCUUCACAUAUGAGAAUGAUGAUUUAAGUGAGAAUUAUGUUUUUCACUGGUAAAUGUUUUGAACAUUGUGAAUCUUGCUAAGUGCUGCGAGCCAUUUCAAAGCAUGUGUAGGCUUUAAUUGUUUGUUGACCUUGUGCAAUGUGUUUAUCCAUGGGCCAAUAAAUGGAUC